CUAUGAUUGUAGAAUCGCACUGAUUGGUCCAUUGGUGUUAAUCUUUGUUGAUUUGACGAAUAAUUAUCGAACAAUAAAUGACUCUUUUCAACUACUUUUAUCAGUUAAAUUUUAAUUUUUAUUAACUGUAUCAGUCGUAUUAAUAUGGUUUUGGUAAUGGGAUAUUGUUUUUAAGAAAAAUCCAUUGUAUUCAUUUUUCUUACCAAAAAUGAUUCAAAAAUGUGCUUCUCAAGAUAAAACAAAGAAGGCCACUUAUGUUUCUUGUAUUAAAAUAAAUGGAAUUCCAAUACUUCCACCAUUUGUUACUUUUGAGAAAGCAAAAGAACUACAAAAAUAUAAGAAGGAAGCUAUUGAGAUUGAAAAACGAUUGAAAUGUGAAGAAACUCUACGAAAUUACAUUAAUAAAUACUAUUCUUCCAAUUGUCCUGUACCUUCAAGAACUAUAGAAUCGAACUUAACUUGCGCUGAUAUUUCUUUAAAUAAUAUACAGGACAGAUCUUUCAAUAAUAAUGCUUUUCAAUCAAAUAAUAUUAGUUCAAGUCCUUCAAAAGAUGUUGAAGAAAUAAAAGCCUGCACAAGAAAAUAUUCCUUAGAUUUUCAAGGCCCCAGAGAAUUGUUUACCUGUGAUAAUGUUAAAUCAACUGAUUCUAAUUAUACUGAAACUAACCAAUCUUCUGAAAGAAUAAGCCCCAAACCGCAUUUAAUACGAAGUAAUUCUUAUACAUUAGAAUCUCCUAGUCCCAUACUGAUUAAAUGUUUACAAAAGAAGGGUAAGUUGACUAGUGCCUUUAAUUUGGGUGAUUUAAAUGGUACUCGAAAUUGCAUGGAUAAAAUAAAUCCAAAUAAAGGAUCUGAUACUGUCACAAGAUCUGAAAAAUUAUUAAUAAAGUCUCGUGAUUGUGAAGAAAUUUUACAAAACAACACAAUCUGUGAUAAUUCAAAUACUUUACCCAAUAAAGACAGUGGAUUAAGAAAUGAAACUGCAGUUAUGUUUGAUAUAUCUACAUCAAUACCUUAUGAGAAUAGGCUACAUAUGAAAGAAAAAAAAUAUUUUGAAGGUAGUAAUACUGAACAGGAAUCAAGUAAUAAUGAUCAAUACCAGAAUAAAAUUGUUGAAUUAUUAGAAACAUACAAAAAACAGCAGCAACAAAGAUUGGAGUCAUAUGCAAAGUUAAAAGGAUCUUUGCUUGGUGAGAUAGACAAUAUUUUUGCACCAACAAUUGACAAAAAUAAGUUCAGUGUUACUUUAAAAAAUCAUGAAAAAAGUAUUGAAGAUGACUCUUUGGAAAGCAGCUUUACUAACUGUGAAAAUCAGCACAAUCAAAGUUUAAAUGUCCAUAAAUGUGUACCUGAUAGAUGUUCUCCGACUGAAAAAACUCUUUUGGAUAGUGUCAGAUCAAAUGACAACAGUUUCAGCAGCCAAACUGUUUAUUUCAGUGAUACAUGUUCAGUUGAUACUUCAAAUAUAGAUCCAAAAACAGAUAUUCUUAUAGAUUUAAGUGAAAAUGAUCAAAAUCAAAACAAUGUGCCUUCUAAUAUUGUCCAAGGAACUCCAGAGUAUAUCAGCAACAAACAAGUGGAUAUCCUUGAUAUGGACAUUUCACCAGUCAUAUUAGAUAAUGUUAAACUUUUAGGAAAACAAAAUUUGGCUAACAAUAAUCGCCUGUCAGUUGCUGCAAUGGAUAAACAACAAAAAUAUGCAAUCCAGGAAAAUGCGGCCACCGUUAUAUGUGCAGGUGCAAGAGGAUAUUUAAUUCGUAGAUUGAUGAAGACAGAACGAGUCCAGCUACUUAUCCAAACGAUUAAGGAUGCAUUACUAUGUGCUAUGGAGUUACAUACGGAGCCUAUCAAUCGAAUCCGACCAGCAGAUAUAGAUUUGCAUCGUCGUCUGAUUCAGCAAGUAACUGCAGCUUGUUAUGAUUUUCACGAUAUAUUUUUUACGUUAUCAAAAAAAGAGCAAAUGUCUAUAAUUGCUGUGGAUAGGCACAAGAAGAGAAUGAAAAAGCCCCUUUUGACUCCAAAUUCAAGGAAAUCCGCAAAAAUAAAAAACCAUGUCAUAACAUCCAAAUAUAAGCGUAGUCAUAAAUAA
Messenger RNA from Agrilus planipennis (emerald ash borer), 2089 nucleotides. RefSeq lists its product as uncharacterized. The record is from RefSeq and is a predicted model, not a curated record. The transcript has 4 exons. Gene Ontology annotation, cellular component: centriole. Gene Ontology annotation, biological process: centriole replication; regulation of cytokinesis; centrosome duplication. The coding region runs from base 209 to 2089 and encodes 626 amino acids. Gene Ontology annotation, molecular function: protein binding. NCBI's taxonomy places the organism in Eukaryota, Metazoa, Arthropoda, Insecta, Coleoptera, Buprestidae.